AUGCCGGCCACCGAGAAGGUCAGCCGUGGGAAGGAUGUCGAACCACGGGAGAACAUCUACCUAUUUGCACCAAACUUGAUCGGUUACUCCCGUAUCAUCCUUGCCGUGGCCUCGCUCUACUACAUGCCCCUCCACCCACGAACAUGCUCGCUGCUCUACAGCAUCUCGUGUCUGCUCGACGCUCUCGACGGAUAUGCCGCCCGCUACCUUGACCAGUCCACCCGCUUCGGCGCCGUGCUCGACAUGGUCACGGACCGCUGCACGACGGCCUGCCUUCUCGUCUUCCUCGCCUCCGCCUUCCCCCGGUGGUCCAUUGUCUUCCAGGGCCUGAUCGCCCUCGACAUGGCCAGCCACUACAUGCACAUGUACGCCACUCUGGCCAUGGGCGGCUCGGAUGAGAGCCACAAGAACGUCGACAAGUCGAGGAGCUUCAUUCUUAAUCUCUACUAUACCAACAGGACCGUUCUUUUCUUGUGCUGCGCCCUCAAUGAGGUCUUCUUCAUUGCCCUCUACCUGCUCUCCUUCUCGAGCCCUCUCCUCUCUCCUGGCCUUUUGGAGCAGGUUCCCGAGAUCAAGCAGGCCAACCCCUACAGCGCCGCGGCUCUCGAGCUGGCGCGUGCCAACAAGAUGGACUCCACCGUCCCUUGGAUCAUCGCAAUCGUCUCCUUCCCCGUCAUGAUGCUCAAGCAAAUCAUCAACGUCGUCCAGCUCGUCAAGGCCAGCAGGUGGCUAGCGGAGGGUGACCUGGAGGCCAGAAGGGAGCGCAAGAAGACCCGCUAA
This is a messenger RNA of Neurospora tetraspora, 780 nucleotides long. RefSeq names its product CDP-diacylglycerol--inositol 3-phosphatidyltransferase. Bases 1 to 780 code for a protein of 259 amino acids. Gene Ontology annotation, molecular function: CDP-diacylglycerol-inositol 3-phosphatidyltransferase activity. The transcript has 4 exons. Gene Ontology annotation, cellular component: membrane; Golgi apparatus. NCBI's taxonomy places the organism in Eukaryota, Fungi, Ascomycota, Sordariomycetes, Sordariales, Sordariaceae. Gene Ontology annotation, biological process: phosphatidylinositol biosynthetic process. The record is from RefSeq and is a predicted model, not a curated record.